Messenger RNA from Drosophila persimilis, 4240 nucleotides. It is a transcript of the gene Cc2d2a, whose product is annotated as coiled-coil and C2 domain-containing protein 2A. The coding region runs from base 1 to 4050 and encodes 1349 amino acids. Gene Ontology annotation, cellular component: ciliary transition zone. The record is from RefSeq and is a predicted model, not a curated record. Lineage: Eukaryota; Metazoa; Arthropoda; Insecta; Diptera; Drosophilidae. Gene Ontology annotation, biological process: non-motile cilium assembly; protein localization to ciliary transition zone. The transcript has 6 exons.
AUGGAGACGCCUUCUCCACCAAGGCGCGGCAAAAAGAAGCGAAAAACGCAAACCACACGGGCAUAUCGAAGAUGUGAGCAGGAGGUCGAGUCAUUGCUGAGAGAAACCAAGUACGAAGAUUGCGGCAGCCAAGAACUCGAAUUGGAGGCACGGAGCCUGCAGUUCUUUCACGGCGCAGACGAUGCGGCUGUCGGAGAGAAGGAGAUACUUGUCCAGGAAAUAACACCGGAGGAGAAGGGGGCCGAGGACAAUUCCAUUGACGGCGAGGCGGCCACAGAGACAACCGAUUCCCCGGCCCAAACAUACAUAGAUAUUGAGCUCCAGGAGCCGCCGCUGGUCUGGCCAGGGGUCCACAAACAGGUGCACUAUUAUGACGACAGCCUGCUGUAUAGGCCCGCCAAUGCCGUGCACUUUCAACUGCAUCUGAGUGACUGCAAUCCGAGACCCUCGCAAAUACGCAUGCUGAACCGCUUCCAGGAACAGGCAAAAGGCGAUGGCAGCAAAUUAAGCUCCGACCUAGUAUCGGAGCUGUGUGAUGACAGUCGUUCCCAAUUUGUGACGGACAGCCGCCUGUACCGCACUGUCUGCAAUAAGGAGUUCCAAGGCAUUUUCCUUGCACCAGCACCAAUCAACCAGUUCAUGGGCAUACCUACACGUCGCUGCCUCACGCUGACGUUUAAGCAACUCCGCUUUACUGCGCAUCCCCUGCUUCUGACAGAGCACCGAACGGCGCAGCAGCUGGAAGAUCUCUUUGAUCAGUAUACUGAAAAUCGUAACCGACAGGUAUGCCGGAAGCUGAAGGAGGAGCUGGACAUAGCCCGCCAAGUGGGUGCCAAGCUCGUCCUCUCUGCACGGCCCGAGCUGACCGACGAGAUUCGGCGUCAGCUGCGCCUCACGCAAAAGUUGCGACAACGUUACUAUUUGGAAUCCACGGCCGAGCGCAAUCUCUCCCUACGCCUGCUGCGCGUAUGGUCCAAACUGAAGGCGCUCCGCAGCCAGCAGGACUUCCAAUGCACCCGCUUUCAGCUGAAACUGCAUGUAGGCCAUCAUCCCAACCUGGAGUCCGCCUACUCGGACUGGAAACAACAGUUCGAGGACGAUCUCGCCGAGGUCUAUCGCGAGCAGUUGGAGCUCUUCUACUGCCGACGGCGUCAGUGGGGCGAAUCGAUGGUCGAUGGCGCAUCCCCAUCGAAGCCGCCACGCAAGCCGAACUUCGAAAAGCUAAUGGCCAGCCUCAAGAACGACUACGAUCGUGCCUUUAAGGAUCCCGAGGAACCGUUAGUUGAUUUUGUGCGUCUGUAUGCGGACGAGGCAGCUGCGAAGCUCUUCCUGCCAGCUAGCGAGCAGCUGUCCAAGCGUCGCAACCGCAGCUACUUCCUGAAGCUCUACCUGGACGAGCUCUAUGUGGGCCAGACCAGGACCUACCGCCUGGAGGAUGAUCUUCAUCUCUACAUGAACGAGAGCAUCGGUGUGCUGCUGGAGCGAACGAUGCCGCAGAACCUCAACAUUUGGCUCUAUGAGAAGUCUACGCUGACCCAGCAAGGACGCCGCCUGGCCGUGAUGAGUACGAGGCUGGAUCUCAGCCGAAAGGAUAAGGCGGUGCAUCUAAAGCUCGGCUUCUUGGCCUUCCCAUCUUCGCCCAAGAUGGCCGGAGAUGUCUGCUUGUACUACGACUAUGGCCCAACAGAGGUGCGUCAGGGGGCCAGUGAUUUGGAUGACAUACAACCACUGCCCGAUGCCCUGCUUCGGACUCUGUUCCCUCCAAGAUCCAAGGCUGUAGCUGCCGUCGCUGCCACCACGGAGCCGGCCACGCCCAUAGGACCCUGCCACAAGCGCAAGAAACACAAGCUGCCAGCUCUGUUGUUUACAGAGCAGGAGCUUCAGUUCUGUCCCAUCCGCACGCUGUUCAGCAACAAGCGAUACCAGCUGCUCCGCUCGCGGCACCAGCAGCGAAACGUCCACACCAAGCAGCUUCGCUUUAUCCCCGCCUUAGAACGAGAGAUAAUAUCCGACGAUGGAGAUGCGCUUUCCACCGCUGGCGACUCGAGCCAGCUCCUGGAGCCCGGAACCUACUGGAAUCCCAUCGAUCUGCACAAGCAUAGGGGCUACAAGUUCCUGAAGCUGCUCUACGAGAUCAUCGGUAGCCAGAGCGCCCGUCGGGCCAAGGCCCAGCAGUUGGCGCAUCCCCUGCUGUUUCUAGCCGAUGGCUUUGAUCUCUCUCUUGCCACCGGAUGGACGUCUCUCUGGCGUGCCUUGUGCUCGCUCUUUCAAGGACAAUCGACCGCGAUGAUUCGCGAGCCAGCUGCUUGGCAGCCACAGGCCGAGCACGAUCAGUAUCAGCACUUUGUGGUUUCCCUCCAUGUGGUGAGGGCCACUGGGGUCCCGGUGCGUAGCCGCCACCUUCUGAACAUCGAGGAUCAUCCUAACUCCGAGGCAGACAUGAGCAACAGCCUCUUUGUCACGCAGACUCUCAUGUACUCCAAUGUGCGUCCGUUUGUGUCCUUGAGCUAUGGCCAACGACUGAGCCGCAGUCGCUCGGCCGAGGGCAGCAAUCCCACCUGGAACGAAGAGCUGCAGCUGCAGCUCACCGGCUGCCAGAAGGAUAUGCGCGAGGAUCUAAAGAUCAGCCUGUUCGACGAGGUCAUCGAGCGGCAGCUCAGCGACGAGGCAUCCGAUCUGUACCAGCGUGUCCAAUGCAAUUGGCUGGGCGAGUACCGAGUGCCAGUCAGCAGUCUCCUGACCAGCGGGAAGUUUGAGGGAUGCAUUGAGCUGGCCAUGCCGAAGGUGCUGAUCGGCUACAGGCGACCCCUAAUUGAAUCUGUGACGAACAUGCCCCCCGAUCAGUAUCCCGAGUUCAAGGAAUCCGUGCAUAUCUGGUUCUAUCUCACCAUCGAGCCGAACCGCUGCGACCUGCCGCCGCUACCCACGAAUGUCCUGGCGUGUGCCGAGACGGUGCAGCUGCAGGCAUACCUCAAUGAGCGCCGCAUGGAGCUGCAACAGCUGCUGCCCCAGCCGCAGCGCUAUGUGGAGCCUCUGGUCUGCACGGCCUUGGGCAAGCGGGUUUGUGUGACGCGACUGCUGGAGCAGGUGCCAUUGCCAGGAGUGCUGGCCUCCAGCAAGAGUGCCCUGGAGAGUGCCUGUCGUUUUGUGUCAUUGUUGUGCCAACUGCGCAGCUAUGAUCCCUGCAUGGGCUUUCGUGGGGUCUGGCUAGACAACCAGACGCUGCUGGACAGCACUUGGUGCUCUGUCAAGGAUCAGGGGGUCCUGCUCUGCAACUAUAUGCUGGGCCUGGGGCUCGAGUGCUGGCUGGUCUUGGGCCAUUCCUGUCCGUAUGGGGAGUGCUGUUAUGUGCUCUUUCGCCAGCCGGAUACGGCCGAGCUCGUGUUCGUGGAUCCUGCCAGCGGCAGGCACUAUCAGCUGCAGGAUGUCUACUGUCCGCUGAGGCGCGUCUACUGCGUGGUGGGGAAGCAGAACAUGUACUUCAACAUACAGACAGAGACACGCGUCAGCAUGACCCACUUCAAUCUGCAGGAUGCCGCCUGCUGGUUUCCGCUCUUCAACCGCUCAUCAAAUCAAUCCGCUCCCGAGGGGGGUGUCCAGGAGCUGGACUAUGCCUACAAGAAGAGCUUUGAGCUGAGCCAGCUGCAGAAAAACAUUGAACGUAAGAUCAUGAAGAAGAUCAGUGCCUGGCGCACCACACGGAAGACCAACUUUAAUCGGGCUUUUCUACCGCACCUACAGCAGAUACUCAGCGACAUGGAAAGUCUGGCCACCUUCUCCCGGGCUCGCUACGAGAAGAACGCCUACAGCGAGCAGCUGGAGCGCGUGUUUCCCAACUACAUGCUGCACGGCUUCACCCUAAACUUUCCGUACACCAACCUGGCGGCCGUAUCUGACCGCAUCCGCACCACCUGCAUCCACUACAACAACAGUCCAACGGUGGAGUUCUGCGUGGCGGUACAUCUUAAAGCGUACGCAAACGAUGUGAUAUCUGUGUGGGUGUUCCUGCUAGCCGUAGUCCCACUGGAUGUGAAUCAGAGGGGACAAUGAAUGGGUGCACCCCCCAUCUGGGGGCGGGUUCCCUUCGAUCCCGAUAAGCAAUGACAUUUUACAAAUUCAUGCGGAAUCAUACGAAAUGAUUUUUAUCAGCGAUUUCACCUGAAAACCAUUUAAUUUGGUUUACAACCCAUAGGCGUAUACAUUCUAUGUACAAAUAUAUACAAAUAUAAUGAUAAGCAAU